AUGGACUGCUUUCUACAGGGCUGUCGCGACCAGUCAGAUUUUGGGGAUAAAAUGUUGCGUUCAUUGAAAGAAAUUUUAAUUCCGUCUCUAGCGGGACUGUUAUUGUUGGGAGCAGGAAUACAAGUAUAUAAAAGAUCACCCAGUAUUACUGGGUUAAACAGUGGUCUGUUAAACAGAAAUGAGAGUCUAUUAAUAAAGUAUAUUUUUGAUUGGAGGGAAUGGUGGACAUUGUUAAGUCAGAACAAUUUUAUUAUUUUAUCCACAUUAAAUGAAUCCUCCUUAUGUAAUGUAUCUAGAGAAUUGAGGCUUAUUUCAGAUACCUACUGUAAAAUCCAUUAUAAGAAAUGUCCACAGAUACCUUGUACAUUAGUAAAAUCGUCAGCAUCGGCGAUGAAAAAUAUCCAAUGUAUGAAAGGUGGUAAAAUAUUCGAGAAAAAAAAUAUGAAUGAUGAGCCAGAUAUACUUUGUCAAAGCGGUGUAUCGUUGGAUUUAUUUGGCCGUAAUAAUGGCCAAUUGAAAUCCUAUCCAUCGAUUAUUACGGAUAAAAUGCUAGUUCUCGAUGAUGAAUUAUGGCGAGGUGUAUUAAGUCAAUUUCGUAGUUAUGAUAGUGUAUGGGGUUUUCAUUUUGAUGGUGAAUCGAUUGGUUAUUAUCCGUGGGCAUCUGAAUAUAAAAAGCUUCGAUUAUUCGAUGUAACUAUGGGUUAUGAUCGACAAUUAUACGACUGGAUUACACCUGGUUAUCUACUGCACUAUGCGCCAGAUAUUUCAAAUCCUUCUUUACGGUUAUCGGCAAAUAAUGUCAUGGUAAUGAAAAAAUCAGUAACAGCUUAUAAAAAUAAUUCUGAAAUAACGGCACCCGUGAUGUGGAUGAACGGAAAUUGUGAUGCAAAAUCAGGACGAACAGAAUAUAUGAGCGAAUUUAUGAAACACAUCGAUGUUGAUAGUUGGGGUGCAUGUAAGAGAAACAAAGGGGAUUUACCACCUGAUAUUAUUAGAAUACAAGGAGGAAAAGGUGACAGUUUCUAUAACCUUAAUUGGAUUCAGGCAAAAACGGCUCUUUCAAGCAAUUAUUUAUUUACAAUAGCCAUUGAAAACAGUCUAACUUAUGAUUAUGUUACAGAAAAGUUAUGGCAGCCGCUUGCUGCUGGUAGUGUGCCCAUUUAUCUUGGUGCACCGAAUAUUGAAGAGUGGUUACCGUGUAAAAAUUGUAUUAUUGAUUUACGACAGUUCAAGACACCAAAAGAAGCUGCUGAAUUUGUUAGACAAGUAGCAACAAACAAAAGUCUUUAUCAAACUUAUCAUCAAUGGCGUAGUCAACCUGUAUUAAAACAAUUUCAAAAUAUUCUUAAUUACUUUGAUUAUUCACGAAAGUACAGUAUGGAAUGUAUCGUCUGUGAUAUGGCACAUAAUAUAAGUAUUCUGGGAAAUAAUCCUUAUAGUAAAAUAAGAAAAAUUGUGUCAAGUUUAAAUCCAUUCGAAUCGAUUUGGUAG
This is a messenger RNA of Didymodactylos carnosus, 1491 nucleotides long. Lineage: Eukaryota; Metazoa; Rotifera; Eurotatoria; Philodinida; Philodinidae. The record is from the annotation of a GenBank genome assembly.